AUGUCCAUGUCCUCUAUGGAACCCGAUACUCUGCCCACGCCUUCAUCAUCGUCACGGCCAAAAGGAACACCUUCAAUUACGCCUCGACGCUUUAAUCGCUUCUGGCAACCGAGACAGAUCCAGACUCAGCCGCUUCCAAGGUAUAGGACUGCUCUUGGUAGCUUGGACGAGACUGCAACCAACCAGCAACCCACCUCACCUCAAUCGCUCUUCAGUGAUCCUGUCUUGCCCUCUUCUCCAAGUGAUAGAUUCAAUGAUGAGUCGCGGAAGAGAAAGCUCCAGACAGACCCUUCUGAGGUCGAGGCUGAAUUCAAAAGGCCAACUCUAAACCUGGAUGAUAUGCCACCUCUUCGAUUCAAUGUCACGCCUAAUUCAAGCAGAACGAAUGACAGCAUUAAUAACGAAGCUCGGGCUUCUGAUAGUUUUAUGCAAACUCCAAUUAGUUUGGAGACCUUGGAUAGCUGUAGAAAAGCUACUCUGAGCAAUUUCUUCAAAACUAGCCGAGGAGUUGCUAGAACACCCAAAAAGACACCUGCUCUUAGUAAUACCCCCAGCUUUGUUGAAGAACUCGAGCCCGAAAACGAACUAGCCAACUACGCCCCCCAACCUAUUCGAAAAUUCGGCAAUCGAGGCGUCGCAUCUCAACUACUCAACCGCGAGCAUGGACUUGGAUACUCAGCCGGCCAAACGCAUCUUCAUACACCCGCCUAUGAUUCCCGAGCCGAGACAGCCAGGUUCUACAGCCGUUGCAUCGAUUCGUACGAGUGUCUUGCUCCCAGCGGCAGUCGCACCAUUCCCUUCUGCCUCGCAAGUACUCACAACGCCCCCGUGACGGCUGUCGGCGAUGAAGAAGGUUGCGUUAGGUUCUUCGACACUUCUCCAAACGAUGAUCUGAGCGAGGAAAAGGAUCUGGGCGUCCACUCAGUCCAUGACAAUGCGAUCUGGGACAUGGACUUUUCCAACGACGACAUGCGCCUUGCGACUACGGCUGGAGAUGCUGCUCUUGUGAUGGAUGUGACGACCAAAACUAUCGCGGCCAGGCUCUCGGAUGGUCAUUACAACUCGACUCGACAGAUCGCUUGGCAGAAGCGCCAGUCUGUUGGCAACGUAUUGACCACGUCAGACAAGGCUGGUCGUAUCCGCCUGUGGGAUUUGCGUUGCCCUUCAUCUCAUGUCAGAAGUUUCUCGACAUUUAGUCGUAGUGAGACAGGUCGUCGAACUGUCACUAUGCGAGAUGAGAAUAUCAGACCCUUCCAGGCGUCCACUGUCAACACCCUCGACAACACUCACGAGCGUACCGCUCAUGGAAAGACAUCUCCCGCUUCAGUUACUGCCAUCCAAUGGCUUCCUGAGGGUCGCGAACAUCUCCUACUUUCCGCCUCAGAAGCAGAAGCUGUUGUUAAACUCUGGGAUCUCCGAUACAUCAACCGCCGACAUCAAGAGAAGAGUACGCCUCUCUCUUCAACAGCUGUACCUUCCAACCACGCCUGGCGCUCAUAUGGUAUCACUUCUCUGGCUCUCAGCAGCGAUGCCUCCCGUAUGUACGCAGUGUGCAAAGAUAACACUAUAUACGCCUACUCCAUGUCCCAUCUCAUGCUCGGUCACGCCCCUGAACUCGAAGAUCACGCCACGAAGCGAAGACCUAUUGCUUCCCAAGGUCUUGGGCCUCUAUAUGGUUUCAAGCACGACUCUUUUGCCGCUCGAACAUUUUUCGUAAAGUGCAGUAUGCGACACAAGGGUCUCUCCCACUCCUCCGAUCUGCUUGCUGUUGGCAGUUCCGAGUCUUCAGUCGUCCUCUUCCCCACAGACGAACGAUAUCUCCGCUCAGCCUGCGCUCAACGUGCCCAUCUCCUCGACCCUCCAGGCUCAGCGCCUACACCCUCCCGCUCAUUCUCAUCUACUGCCGGCGCCGAACCCACCUCAUCCACCAUCCCCAUCUUCCGCAACGGCACACCACUUAUCCACGGCCACUCCCGUGAAGUGUCAAACGUCAGCUGGAGUUAUGAUGGCAAACUUGUCAGCGCGUCUGACGAUUCCGUCGUUCGCCAAUGGCAAGAAGACGAAGGUCGGGCGCGGUAUCUCAGACAAGUUGGUGAUUUUGGUGGCGAGCGGUACUUUGCAGGCUGGGCUGAUGUCGGCGAUGACUGGGAUAUUGAGGACGAUGAGUGA
Molecule: messenger RNA, 2169 nt
Organism: Fusarium sp. VM40
Lineage: Eukaryota; Fungi; Ascomycota; Sordariomycetes; Hypocreales; Nectriaceae
Source: the annotation of a GenBank genome assembly